Eurytemora carolleeae is the source of this 817-nucleotide messenger RNA. RefSeq lists its product as uncharacterized. The record is from RefSeq and is a predicted model, not a curated record. NCBI's taxonomy places the organism in Eukaryota, Metazoa, Arthropoda, Copepoda, Calanoida, Temoridae.
GGAAUGCUUUCAGAAGGAAGAUGGGAAUGGCCAAGUACUAUUCGAUGAAAAGACAGGCCUUGAAGGAACUUCAGAAUAACGAGGCUGAUUUUUAACUGAACAUUUUUGCUGUAUUCCUGUAGCUCUGUAGUUCUAGUUUAGAAACCUCCCCUUGUUGGACAUAUUUCACAACCAGACGUCAGCAUGAAUAUGAUAAAUGCAGCAUCUAGGAAGAAGGAGAGACAAGAGGAGUUGGAACGUCAAAAAAAGGAAAAAGCGCUUGAUUCAAGUCCAAUCAGAACAGUUUUAGGAUCUCUAGCCCUGGGUGGUAAAAAGAAAGCUACAACUAAGAAAAACGAAAGAACUAAGCAAAUAUCAAGGGAACCAUACAAAAUUGAAGAAGUUCCAUUUAGUGAUAAUAAACCACAUCAACCAACAAACAUUAACGAAGUCCCCUUGAGGAGACAAGAUAGAAGAACAUUAAAUGCCCGGAAUAGAAGAAUAAUGGACAGAAAGUUGAUUUGCUGCAUUAUUUUUACUGGCUCUCUGUUAAUGGGCCUUGGAGGAGCUUGUCUAGCUGUUUAUUUUGCUGUGGAUGAGCCGGGAUUAAAACCUCUUAUCAUCGUAGGACCAGUUCUUCUAGCCGGUAGUCUAGUCACCUGGCUUCUUUCUAUUGAGAUCUGCAUCAGAUUAAGUAAAAACAACAAGAGAACCACUGACCCUGAACUGGAUAAGUUAGUUAACCUCCAUGAAAUCAAACACUGGAUGGAUCCUAUACUGAUCCCGUUUGGUUGGGGUCUCUUUGAGGAAGGAGACGAAGUGGUGACAAUAGACAAAG